Messenger RNA from Wasmannia auropunctata (little fire ant), 897 nucleotides. Its product is annotated as cytochrome P450 4C1-like. The transcript is spliced from 7 exons. The annotation marks the transcript as partial. NCBI's taxonomy places the organism in Eukaryota, Metazoa, Arthropoda, Insecta, Hymenoptera, Formicidae. Gene Ontology annotation, molecular function: heme binding; oxidoreductase activity, acting on paired donors, with incorporation or reduction of molecular oxygen; monooxygenase activity. The record is from RefSeq and is a predicted model, not a curated record.
CGGUCUCACGUGUUUAUCUUACUCAAAAUGUUUAUUUACGGUUAUGUUAUUUAUGUUUUAGGCAGUAAGUGGCAUUCACGGCGAAAGAUAUUAACUCCUACAUUUCACUUUAAUAUACUACAGCAUUUUAUUGAUAUUUUAAUCGAAGAAGGUGAGAGCAUGGCCAAGUUUUUGAAGGAUAUCGGAGGCCCAGUUGUAAAAGACUUAGUACCGUUUGCUAGUGAACAUACAUUGAAUGCAAUAUGCGAAACUGCUAUGGGCAGCUCUCUACGAAAUCUUGGUGCAUUCGAGCAACAAUAUCGAAAAGCAGUUCAUCGGAUUGGCGAACUUUUUGCAUACAGAACAAUGAGGCCAUGGCUGCGCAACAAAUGGAUAUACUCGUUGACAGAAAAAGGCAAAGAACAAAAGAAGACUCUGAAGAUACUACAUGAAUUUACUGAACGAAUUAUUACGGAAAGGAAACUUUAUCAUGAACGCACUAAUGAUCGAUUUUUGAAAAAUUUUGAUAAUAACACAUCAGCUGAGGAAGAUAAAACAAUGGGAAUACGAAAGAAACGGCUUGCAUUGUUGGAUCUUUUACUAGGGGCUUCUCGAGAGAAUCUUUUGACUGAUUUAGAUAUUAGAGAGGAAGUCGAUACUUUUAUGUUUGAGGGUCAUGACACUACAGCGAUGGGUAUAUGCUUCUUAUUACUACUUUUGGCCGAGCACAAAGACAUUCAGGAUCGUGUUAGAAAGGAAGUUGAUAUUGUUAUGCAAGAGAAUCAAGGGAAACUCACCAUGAAAUCGUUGCAAAAUUUAUCAUAUUUAGAGAGAUGUAUAAAAGAGUCGUUACGCUUGUAUCCCAGCGUUUAUUUUAUAUCACGAGUUAUUUUGGAAGAUGUAAAACUAAGUACGUAA